AGCCACCAUGUGGUUGCUGGGAUUUGAACUCAGGACCUUUGGAAGAGCAAUUAGUGCUCUUAACUGCUAAGCCAUCUCUCCAACCCAAAGUACAUAUGUUUAACAGUUGGUAAAUUAGACAAAGUACAUGACAAAGUUGUAAGACUGCUUAGGGUCAUUUAAGCCUCUGCUCUUUGUCCUUGGGGUGAGUUCUGCAGGCUGCUCUCUGAAGGGAACAAUGCUUACGCAGGCUGCUCACUGACCCAUGCUAGGUCCACUGCAUCCUUUAAGCUGUCUCCUAGAAACUGCAGACCCUGCCCUUGCUAUGCCAAGCCCUCUGGCAACAGCAGGCCUGGCCUGGGUUGUUGGGGCAAUUUUGCUUUAUGAGGCAUCAAGGUUGGUGGGUUUUGGUUUUUAGGAAAAAUUUUCUCUUGAACCCAUUCACCUACCCCUCCCCAAACCCAACCCCCUUUAAAAUUACUCGCCUCUGACCCAGUGAGUUUGUGUGGAUGGGGUUAGUUUUCUUUGUGGUCCCUCUAUCAGUCUGCUUUGACGCCUGCAGCCCAGCCUUUCAGAUUGUGGGCUCUGAGCAUCCAGCUGUGGCCCUGGAAUCAAACAAAUGUAUCCAGUGUCAGCAGCAGCUAGCACUACUGGGCUGUGUGACAGAGAUGUGUCCUCGUGGGUGUGUCACUGUAGAAUCACUCCAGUGCUGGGGAGUGGACAUGGGGGCUCCCCUUCUUGACCAAGCUGGGUACAAAGCAGCCUCCUGUGUGCCCAUGGCCCCCUACCUUGUCUCAAGCCAGCAAUCCCCAGUCCUGAACUGCCUUAGCACUGGCUCUCAGAAUCACACCUGACAUGUGUUCCCUGCUAUCCCACCUCUGUUGUGUCCCAGCUUCCUCCUGUUUCCCACUGCUCAUCUACUGCUCACCUACUGUGCUCCAGGGAGACCUGCACACUGGAUUGGGCAGAGCACAUAGACCACUAGUGGACGUAGAUCCGUAACCCCCACCCCCAUUCUCUGGCACAAGUGGAGCUAUGAUCUGAGCUGGGGACUUGGGCUUCCAGAGGGGAGGGGCUACUGGCCUGGGAAGACUGGCUAUGCCUGACCAGCUGCUGUGCCUUCCAGGUAUCAUAAAAAGCUGUUCAAAGGCAGCUAAACACCUUAAAAGGAGCCUCGUCAGACUUGGUUUAUAAUCUGGCACCAGGAUAACCUUUUUCUGGUAGCCAAUGUACACAUCCUAGGAUAGUGGCCUACUCUCUGAUCACCUCUUACUGGCCUUCACCUCCAGGCCCAGUACUUUUCCCACUCCCUCCCUCCCUCAUUCUGUGCCUCUAUUCCUUCCAGGCUUUGUCUCUUUCUGCCUGGGUGUGCCUAGUAUUCCCAGGGAGCCCCAUCCCACCCCUAGUGAGGUACAGAUGUGAAACAUUACCCUUUCUCUGAGCCAUGCCAGGUUUUGCUCAAGGAGCUCCCCUUCCAUCUGUGCCACCAUGUCCUCCCCUGUCAGGACUCUGCCCCCUGCACCCAGCUCAGCCUACAUUACCUGGGCUCUCUACGUUACCGAGGAUCAACCACAUCAGUGACUAGUAGCAUACAGCCACCUCUGGCUCAGGAGUCCUUCAUAGAUUCCCCACUAAGGUAAGGGGCAUUCAGUACCUCAAGAUGAAGCCCAUCCAUUUUUCUGAAGGUGACACUAACUGAACCCUGAUAGAACAAUGCAGAGCACCUAGCACCCAGCCAGGUUUGGCCCUGUGACCUCCUCCACAACAUCCAUGCCACCUGCCUCCGCUCCCAGGUGGGCAGUAACCCACACAGGUGCAGUGUGGGCACCACUCCGGGUGCUCAGGGCCAGCCUGACCUGGGAAAUAAUGGACCAUCCCACACCUGUGUGUCUGUGUAUACAUGGUAUGCACACACAUGACCUUGGCCCCAGCUCCAUAAAUACUGGAGAAGAGGAGAGAAGGCUGCCUAGAGGGAGACAUUCACCAUGGGGCGCCUGGAGGUUCUGUUUCUUGGCCUCACCUGCUGCUUGGCAGCAGCAUGUGCUGCAAAGUUGGGUGCUGUGUACACAGAAGGUGGUUUCGUGGAGGGCGUCAACAAGAAGCUCAGUCUCUUGGGUGGUGACUCUGUUGACAUCUUCAAGGGCAUCCCCUUUGCCACUGCCAAGACCCUGGAGAAUCCUCAGCGUCACCCUGGCUGGCAAGGGACGCUGAAGGCUACAGACUUCAAGAAACGAUGCCUACAGGCCACCAUCACCCAGGACAACACUUAUGGGCAAGAAGACUGCCUCUACCUCAAUAUCUGGGUCCCCCAGGGCAGGAAGCAAGUGUCCCACAAUCUGCCUGUGAUGGUCUGGAUCUAUGGAGGUGCCUUCCUCAUGGGGUCUGGCCACGGGGCCAAUUUUCUCAAAAACUACCUGUAUGACGGGGAGGAGAUCGCCACUCGGGGCAACGUCAUUGUGGUCACCUUCAACUACCGUGUUGGACCCUUGGGUUUCCUUAGCACCGGGGAUGCUAACCUUCCAGGAAACUUUGGUCUUCGAGAUCAGCACAUGGCUAUCGCCUGGGUGAAGAGGAACAUUGCAGCUUUUGGGGGGGACCCUGAUAACAUCACCAUCUUUGGGGAAUCUGCUGGAGGUGCCAGUGUCUCUCUGCAGACCCUCUCCCCAUACAACAAGGGCCUCAUCCGGCGAGCCAUCAGUCAGAGUGGCAUGGCACUGAGCCCCUGGGCUAUCCAGAAGAACCCACUUUUCUGGGCCAAAAUGAUUGCUAAGAAGGUGGGAUGCCCCACAGAGGAUACUGGGAGGAUGGCUGGGUGUCUGAAGAUCACAGAUCCCCGGGCCUUGACACUGGCCUACAAGUUGCCCUUGACAAGGCAGGAGUACCCCAUUGUGCACUACCUGGCCUUCAUCCCUGUCAUCGAUGGCGACUUCAUUCCGGAUGAUCCCAUCAACCUGUACAACAACACUGCUGACAUUGACUACUUAGCGGGUAUUAACAACAUGGAUGGCCACCUAUUUUCUACCGUUGAUGUGCCCGCUGUUGACAAGACCAAACAGAAUAUCACAGAGGAGGACCUCUACAGGCUAGUCAGUGGAUACACUGUCGCCAAGGGCCUGAAGGGAGCCCAAGCCACCUUUGACAUCUACACUGAGUCCUGGGCCCAGGACCCGUCCCAGGAGAACAUGAAGAAGACAGUGGUGGCCUUUGAGACUGACAUACUCUUCCUGAUCCCCACGGAGAUGGCGCUGGCUCAGCACAGAGCCCAUGCCAAGAGCGCCAAGACCUACUCUUACCUGUUUUCCCACCCUUCUCGGAUGCCUAUCUACCCAAAAUGGAUGGGGGCAGACCAUGCUGAUGAUCUCCAGUACGUCUUUGGAAAGCCUUUCGCCACCCCACUGGGCUACCGGGCCCAAGACAGGGCUGUCUCCAAGGCCAUGAUCGCCUACUGGACCAACUUUGCCAGGAGUGGGGACCCCAACAUGGGCAACUCACCUGUGCCCACACAUUGGUACCCCUAUACCUUGGAGAAUGGUAACUACCUGGACAUCACUAAGAAGAUAACCAGCACUUCCAUGAAGGAGCACCUGAGGGAAAAGUUCCUAAAGUUCUGGGCUGUGACAUUCGAGGUGCUGCCCACAGUGACUGGUGACCAGGACACCCUCACUCCCCCUGAGGAUGACUCAGAGGCUGCCCCUGUCCCACCUACAGAUGACUCUCAGACAGCACCGGUGCCCCCAACAGAUGACUCUCAGGGUGCCCCUGUCCCCUCAAUGGGUGACUCUGUGGAGGCUCAGAUGCCUGCCGCCAUUGGCUUCUAAAGUCUUAUAAGCUAGGGCUGGAGAGAUGGGUCAGGAAUUAAGAGCACUCACUGUUCUUCUGAAGAUCUUGUGUUCAAUUC
Mastomys coucha (southern multimammate mouse) is the source of this 3877-nucleotide messenger RNA. RefSeq names its product carboxyl ester lipase (gene Cel). Gene Ontology annotation, biological process: synaptic vesicle endocytosis; presynaptic membrane assembly; postsynaptic membrane assembly. Gene Ontology annotation, molecular function: neurexin family protein binding; signaling receptor activity; sterol ester esterase activity. Lineage: Eukaryota; Metazoa; Chordata; Mammalia; Rodentia; Muridae. The transcript is spliced from 11 exons. Gene Ontology annotation, cellular component: cell surface; synapse; postsynaptic specialization membrane. The coding region runs from base 1965 to 3797 and encodes 610 amino acids. The record is from RefSeq and is a predicted model, not a curated record.